AGUGGCAGCGCGACAUAACCUAUUACAAAAUGAUUCGUGGUUUUUCGUAAAUGAGACCAAAACCUAUUUAAUACGCGAGGUUCUUGUAUCGUAAUUUUACAUUCGGUUAGUUGCCGUUCGGUGAAACGCGAUAAUCGUUCCUCCGAGGGGACGUGUUGCGUAUUAUUACGGAAAUAAACUAUACAGGGGCCCGUUGACAUAUCGUGUACUUUCUUCAUCUCGUGUAUUAUGGCUCAGCGUGGAAUAGCCGCUUAAGUUGACCCCUCUAUGUGAUCUUUAUGAUUCCUUGGAAUAACUUGUUAACAAAAUUCAGCGUAGUUUCUUUGAGAACGGGUUCGUGAACGAAAUUCCCGUGGUGCGAAGAAAAAGCCAUAGUAUAUUAGAAAAGCGGUGUGUAAUUGGCCCUCGACGAGGGAGAAUCGAAAGCGUCGAAAGUAACGAGUCAUCUACCGAUUCAAGAUGGCAGAAGGCCAGGAUACUCGAAAGAAAAUCACGGUUAACGUCAAAACGCCAAAAGAAAAACAGACCAUCGAGAUCGAGGAGGAUGCUAGUAUCAAAGACUUCAAAGAGGCGGUGUCGAAGAAGUUCAACGUUCAAACGGAACAGUUGUGCUUGAUCUUUGCUGGAAAGAUUAUGAAAGAUCAUGAAAGUCUAAGAACGCAUAAUGUCACAGAUGGCUUGACGGUUCAUCUAGUUAUCAAAGCACCGCGUACUCCUUCUAAUCAGAAUCAAGACUCAACACCAACGCAGAGACCGCAAGCUGACAUAAGUGCCAGUCCUUUCGGAUUAGGCAGUUUAGGAGGACUGGUAGGAUUGGAAUCGCUUGGCUUGGGUUCUGGUAAUUUCAUAGAUUUGCAACAGCGUAUGCAACGUGAGCUAUUCUCAAAUCCCGAGACGAUGCGUGUGAUACUUGAUAACCCGUUGGUGCAAAAUUUGAUGAAUGAUCCUGAAAAUAUGCGCAAUUUGAUAACAACUAAUCCCCAGAUUGAGGAGCUGAUGCAACGCAAUCCAGAAAUUAGUCAUAUGUUGAACAAUCCAGAAUUGUUAAGACAAACAAUGGAAUUGGCACGCAAUCCAUCUAUGUUACAAGAAUUAAUGCGUUCACAUGACAGAGCUCUAUCCAAUUUAGAAAGCAUUCCUGGUGGCUAUAGUGCGCUUCGUCGCAUGUAUCGCGAUAUUCAGGAACCCAUGAUUGCAGCAGCAGCCAACGAACGUAAUCCCUUUGCUGCAUUAGUGGAGAAUAAUAGUAGCCAAGAUAGUCAGACUAAUCCACAGCAAGGUCAAGAGAACAGGGAUCCAUUACCGAAUCCUUGGGGUCAGAGUCAGACUAAUUCUUCUGAUCAACCGCAAGGAAGAGGCCUGUUAGAUUCGCCAGGAAUGCAAAGCCUUGUCACUCAAAUGAUGGAGAAUCCACAGCUAAUGCGAACCAUGUUGAAUGCUCCUUAUACAAGGUCUAUGUUAGAAGCCAUGGCAGCAGAUCCUGCCAUGGCUAGCAGAGUGAUCGCUGCUAAUCCUUUCCUUAGAGGAAGUCCACAGAUGCAAGAACAAAUGAGAGCUAUGAUGCCUGCAUUUAUCCAGCAAAUGCAAAAUCCACAAAUUCAGAACGUCAUUACAAAUCCAGAUGCUUUAGCUGCUAUUAUGCAAAUUCAGCAGGGUAUGGAACAAUUACGUACUGUUGCUCCAGAACUUGUUGAAAAUAUGGGUUUGACUGUUCCACCCACGGCAACAACACCAACUGCUGCUACAACAAAUGCAACAACACCAACCACACAAUCAUCAGACACGAAUCAACAAGACGCAUUCUCCCAGUUCAUGGCGCGCAUGGUAUCGGCAAUGGCUUUAAAUCAAGGCGUAGAAGUGGAUGGCCAACCUGUGCCUCCACCGGAAGAACGUUAUAGAGCACAGUUAGAGCAACUCACAGCCAUGGGAUUUGUUAAUAGAGACGCUAAUUUACAAGCAUUAAUUGCCACAUUCGGAGACAUAAACGCUGCUGUUGAACGGCUAUUGUCUAAUGGACAAGUGUCCAUGAGCUAACCACCAAUAUGUAAUACUGUUAUUCCAUUACUAUUUUUAAUUUUUUCCUUAUUUACCUCUUGCAACAGGCGUGGUGAGAGAUAUUUGAGGUAACUGGCUGUCAGAAAAUUAUAAACUUCUACCCCAACUCUUGACAGAAUACACGCUACUGACUCGUUCAAUAUGCAUUUUUAUUUUGGAUUCGGCACUUCAUCGUACGCGAUACGAGAAGUACCGUUAUGUAAAUGUUUAACUUGUUCACGUGUUUCACUUUCAAAAUUUCCUAGUUUAAUUCUUUGUUCUGUACGUUUUCCUCGAUGUGCUCUAAGUACUAGGUAGCUCUGUUAAUGUAUUUCGUCGGUGUAAAUUUGCUUAUCAUGCAUUCAAGAGAAUUAUAUUGUUAGAAUGUAAUACCGGGGGGGCGAGGAGGGACGGGAGGAACGGGAGGAACGUGUUGCUCCAUCUUCUUUCUUAUUGUACAUUUUUGGUGUUUCUUAGAAACAAUGGAACCUGCAUGGAAAAUAGAUUGCCGUUAAAUAAAUACAAUGCUUCUGGCUUGAUCAGUCGAAUCACGAAUUUUCACGGAGGACAAUUAUGUUUGCUUGAAUGUACGUAAUCAUCAUACUAGUAAAUGUACUGCAUGGAGCGUUAAAUAUGUUCGCAACAACAGAAACGAGGGUUACGGGGUAAUUAUCAAUCGCUAAGCAACAUUUGGUGUAUAGGCAUUAAAGAUUCGUCGAAGGUUACAAAUUAAAGUGAGCCAACGUAAAUCCAUAGUAUGAUUAUUUGUUCCUCUUUAAAAAGAAAAAAGAAAAAAAGAAAGAAAAAGGAAAAUAUUCGAUGAUGCGUUAGCAUUUUUCCAUGUAAGUUUUAUACGUAAGACAGGUGAGAAGGGUAAUUCUGUUUGUUUCAUCUUUAUGCCGACGCACAUUGUUUUCUCUUCUUUUUCGUUUCCUUCGUUUUUCUUUUUUAUUGUAUACGCAAUAAAAGGAAAAAAAAACGGUAACUAUGCACUACAUGUCUUAAGAUACAAAUUUA
Messenger RNA from Nomia melanderi (Alkali bee), 3051 nucleotides. It is a transcript of the gene Ubqn, whose product is annotated as ubiquilin. Gene Ontology annotation, molecular function: polyubiquitin modification-dependent protein binding. The record is from RefSeq and is a predicted model, not a curated record. Gene Ontology annotation, cellular component: cytosol. Lineage: Eukaryota; Metazoa; Arthropoda; Insecta; Hymenoptera; Halictidae. Gene Ontology annotation, biological process: ubiquitin-dependent protein catabolic process.